AUGGCCGAGCCUAAGGUUACCUGGGGAGGUUAUUUUGCUUCUUAUGUGAGGAAGAAACCUCCUGCAGAAGCACCGGUAGCGACAGCGGCGCCCAAAGAUGAUGGUAAGGCACCACCACCCAAUGUACUUAAUCCCGUGGAUAUAUCUGCUGGCCAAGAAACAAAACCGAAGACGGCCUCGGUAAAGAAACCGUCGGAGGGAUUUCAACGCUCGACUUCAGGUACGAAGAAGCUCUAUGCAAUCCCUAAGGAACCAGUGGUAUCGGAAGCCUUAGCGGUACAGAGGUCUGCGUCAAACGCAUCGAGACUGGCGAAAAUGUUUGGAUAUUCGGGCAAUUCGUCGGCUCCUCCAGAACCAGAAAAGAUUGAAGAGCUACCGGUCGCGCCGCUUAUUGCUAUGGUCGAAGCACAAGAAAUAACCGAGAAAUUGUCAGCUGCGCCGAUUAGAAAUGUGCCAAAGCCGGAAAUGAUGCCAACCGUCGAAGCGGCGCUGCAAUACACGAAAAAGGACACCGUGGUACCAAUCAUUCAAAAAACGAGGAAGGAUGACACUCAAGACAUGUUGGAUUAUUUUGCCAGGCAACUCGAAACACCAGUGGACGAAAACUCUACCUUAGCCGGCAAGAAGAGGUUCGAUACACCAGAGAGCAAGGCGAUAGAUACGAUCGUCGUAGAGAAACCGGCACAGACACCCGUUAGGGCCAAACCGAAAGCGGUAGAUAUGUUGGAUUUCCUCGUAAACCAGCUCGACUCUCCCAACGACAAUCUGGCUUCGGCCAGUGGUAAAAUGAAAGAGGAUUCCAGAGUCGUCAAUGAAACAAAGCCGACUCAGUCUAAAGCCAAGGCAUUAGACAUGCUUGACUUUUUCUCAAGUCAACUGGAUUCGAUCGAUCCAAAACCAGCCCCACCUGCUACCAAGAAGACCGAUGUCCCGGGGGCUUUGCCAGCACAGACAGAAAUGCCUCCCAUCACCAGAAAGGACUCAAUGUGGAGUCGACAAGGUUCUGCGACUUCUUCCGAACUGAAUAUGGUCAUGAAGGGCCGUAAAAUCUCUGAUCCCCGUCCACAAAGCUCAAGCAAACCUGUCGAGGUGAGCAUGGAAACACGCAGGACACCGUCAAGAUACGGGGUUGGUGACGAACAGCUCAGGCUCGAGCGCGAGCUCAUGGAGGCAGAGCGUGAACGUAUGCUCCAGCUAGAGAAACAAGCUGAGAUAAUCAUUUCCGAGAGGGAACAGAUGGAUCUAGAACGCCAAACAAUGCUAGAGGAGCAGGCGCGAUUUGACGAGGAGGCAAAGCGAAUAGCGGAAGAGGAGGAAUCUAUGCGUAAAUUUAUAGAGAAUGUGGAAAGGGAAAGGCAACUGGACUUUGAGAAUCAGGAAAAGAAGCGGAUAAGAAGGGAGGCCGAAGAGGCCGAAUUGAGGAGAAUUGCAGCAGAACAGGAAGCUGAGAGACUGAGGAUACAGAUGGAAGAAGAGGCUGAACAGAGGAGGAUUGCAGCAGAACAAGAAGCAGAGAGGUUAAGGAUAAAGAUGGAAGAAGAUGCCCGGAAGGAAGCUGAACGAGUCAGAAUCAAAGAGCAAGAUGAUGCCCGGAGAGCGGCCGAGAUUGAGGCCAAAGAGCUGGCAAGGGAGACCGAGCUAGAGAGAAGACGAGCCGAGAAUGCAAAUAGAGAGGAGGCUGAUCGACUUGCUGCGGAGACGAGAAGAUCUGAGGAGGAGGCCGAACACCUAUAUUACGAGGAACAGGAGAGGAUAGAAGAAGCUGCCGGGCGGCAGAGCCGUGCUGACAAGGAAAGAGAAGAGGAAGAACGCUACGAAAUCGCACUUGCGGACGAAGAGGCACGACUCCGCGAAGUUGACAGGCAAAAGCGACGCGCAGCACAGCUCGCCAAUUCCGAGGUCCAGGCUCGCGCGGAUGAAAGAAUCGAAAGGGAAACUAGGCGAGCGAUGGCCGAGAAAGCCGACAGAGCCUACGAGCAGGAAGAAGCUGAGCGCGCCCGGGCUGUCGGGGCUGACAGGCUCGCCGAUGCCUACAAAUUCGAUAUGGAUGUGACCGGUCAGCCAAUGAUCAGCCCGUCCGUGUACGAGGAUGAGCUGUACGAGGACGAGUCGGACGAGGAUGAGAAGAACGAGGAUGAGAUGGAGGAGGAUGAGAUGGAGGAGGAUGAGAUGGAGGAGUAUGAAGAGGAAGAGCGCGAGGAAACCAAGGAGGAGAAGCUGCAAAAGGCAGAAGAGAAGAUCCGCCUGGCCUUUGCUGGUAUGGCCGAGGAGCGAGCACGACAACCCUCGGCAGCAAUUCCAAGUCCGAACCCGAUUCGAGAGGAUACACGAAUGAUGAGAAAUGAUAGAAUGCCGAUGCCGAUGCCGAUGCCGAUUCCGACAGCUGGGAGGAAUUUGAACGUCGGAAACCAGAAUGCAAGGCCAAGGCCAGAUGUCGGGGGUUCACGAUUCAACACCGCUGGGGGUGCAGGUGCAGGUCCAAGAGCAGGAGCAGCAGGUCCCCGGCCUCCAAUCCGUGGCGGCUUGCCGAGUGGACCCAGAGGUGGUGGAGGACUACCAGGUGGCCCCAGGCCAAGGAGAUAG
Molecule: messenger RNA, 2583 nt
Organism: Drepanopeziza brunnea f. sp. 'multigermtubi' MB_m1
Lineage: Eukaryota; Fungi; Ascomycota; Leotiomycetes; Helotiales; Drepanopezizaceae
Source: RefSeq, a predicted model, not a curated record